Ambispora leptoticha is the source of this 1251-nucleotide messenger RNA. NCBI's taxonomy places the organism in Eukaryota, Fungi, Glomeromycota, Glomeromycetes, Archaeosporales, Ambisporaceae. The record is from the annotation of a GenBank genome assembly.
AUGGGCGGUGGUGGUCAAGUAGAUACAGAAGUUUCAUCGAACGCAAACGUAGCAUUGUAUACCCUAUUCUCAGUCGGAGGUCUCGUCGCAGGAGGAAUUGUAAAUAUCAUUGGGCCAAGAAUAGCAAUGGCUAUCGGCGCUAGUACUUAUGCAUUAUAUGCCGGUUCUUUAUUGAGUUAUAAUCAUAAUCAAAACAAAGGAUUUGUUAUCUCUGCUGGCGCAAUACUUGGACUUGGCGCAGCGUUGGUAUGGACUGGUCAAGGUGCAAUUCUAACUUCAUAUCCUUCAGAACGAAAUAAAGGAAAAUAUAUUGGAAUUUUCUGGGCAAUAUUCAAUACAGGUAAAGAUUUAGCUUUGGCAGAUGUACUUCGCUCCGGUGCUGUUCUAGGUUCCAUCCUUCCACUUGCUUUAAAUUGGUCUUCAACAGCUGGAUCAGUCAAUGACGGGACUUAUAUCGGUUUCCUCGUCUUGAUGAUUUUUGGUUCAAUUUCGGCCCUUGCACUUCUUCCACCGAGCCGAGUAUUUCAUCAGGAUGGACAUCCGGUGCAAGUACAAAAAUUUCCAACAUGGAAAGCUGAAACUAUUGAAGUAGCUAAAUUGUUUUUAGAUUGGAGGAUGAUUGCUUUAUCGCCAAUGUUUUUGGCUAGUAAUUGGUUUUAUGCUUACCAGUUCGACGAUGUAAACGCUGCCUACUUCAACGUGCGAACACGUGCUUUCAAUAAUUUAUGGUACUGGUUCUGUCAAAUUAUUGGCGCCACGGUGUUCGGAUUAUUUCUAGAUGCCGCAUUUCUAACGCGUUCCAUGCGAGCUCUUUACGGACUUUUCAUAAUGUCUUUAUUCAUUAUGGCGACUUGGAUAGGAGGACUUGCAUUCCAAUUAAAAUACGCAAGAGGCGAUAAAAUAAAUAGAGACCUUUUUGAUUCUGGGUAUGGUGGCGAGUUGCUUUUAUAUAUGGUUUAUGGAUUGAAUGAUGCGAUGUUUCAGUGUUAUGCAUAUUGGAUAAUGGGUGCAUUGACUAAUGAUACGAGUAAAUUGUCGCGAUAUAAUGGUUUCUAUAAAGCAAUACAAUCAGCGGGUGCAGCAAUAUCAUGGCGAAUUGACGCUGUAGGAACAGCAUACCUCCCGCAACUACUUAUAUGUUGGGUGUUACUUAUUUUUUCCAUAAUUGGUACGUUUGCUGUUGCUAUAAAAGUCAAAGACACGAAUUAUGAUUCAGAAGGGGUCGUUGAUAACGAGAUAAUAUCCAUUUGA